CGGUCGACUACUCAUCCAAGGGCCAACGAGACGACACCGUGAAAAUGGCCGCCAGCGAAUCUCGCCCAACGACACUGAAUUUCAUCACCGGCAAUGCCAACAAACUAUCUGAAGUGCGUGCCAUUCUUAGCCAUGUCGAAGGCCUCGAGGUCCGCAGCCGGGAUGUGCCAGGUCUCUUUGAGAUCCAGGGCACCAUCGAGGAGGUAGCGAGGGACAAGUGCUCUCGGGCAGCCCAAGUGGUCCAAGGCCCAGUUCUGACAGAAGACACUGCGUUGGAGUUCCAGGCAUUGAAAGGUCUCCCAGGUCCCUACAUAAAAUAUUUCCUCCAGGCUUUGGGCCAUGAAGGUCUUAACAACCUCCUCGCUGCCUAUGAGGACAAGACUGCCUUCGCAGUAUGCACGUUCGCGUACUCUGCUGGACCGGGCCACGAACCCCUUAUCUUUCAAGGUCGGACCCAGGGCAAAAUCGUGCCAGCGAGAGGACCAGGGAUAUUUGGUUGGGAUGCAGUGUUUGAGUAUGACGGUGAGACUUAUGCCGAGAUGGACAAGGACAAGAAGAAUCAGGUAUCGCACCGAGGAAAGGCUCUGACCAAACUGAAGGCGUGGCUGGCGGGGGGUGAGUUGGAGGCGUGAUUCGAUGAUGGACCCUCGAGACAUUUGGUGGAGAAAGGCGUAAUCAUAGUGGCUCAAGUCGCAGUUGGCUUGUCUUUCUGAUCCUUGACCCAGUUUAAGAUCCAUUCAUAGAUGGACGCGGCAUUUUGCUCAAUGUCCUCGACCUUGAUACUCUGCAGUUCGACAACAGAACCAUCCUCUCCCCAA
Molecule: messenger RNA, 818 nt
Organism: Exophiala mesophila
Lineage: Eukaryota; Fungi; Ascomycota; Eurotiomycetes; Chaetothyriales; Herpotrichiellaceae
Product: RdgB/HAM1 family non-canonical purine NTP pyrophosphatase
Exons: 5
Coding region: 45-632 (195 amino acids)
Biological process (GO): nucleoside triphosphate catabolic process
Cellular component (GO): cytoplasm
Molecular function (GO): nucleoside triphosphate diphosphatase activity
Source: RefSeq, a predicted model, not a curated record